Molecule: messenger RNA, 1497 nt
Organism: Misgurnus anguillicaudatus (oriental weatherfish)
Lineage: Eukaryota; Metazoa; Chordata; Actinopteri; Cypriniformes; Cobitidae
Gene: bri3
Product: brain protein I3
Source: RefSeq, a predicted model, not a curated record
ACGUGACUCGAGUCUCGUGAUAGUGCAGCUACCAGCAGGAAAAACGUCGUUUUGAGUUUCAUAAAGAGUUUCAUUCGCUAUCUAAUGCAGAUUUCUCUCUUAUAAACGAGAGAAAUCAGGAAGAGAUGGCGGCGGCGCAUCUUUAAUCGGGUAAAUAACUCUUGUUGUCGCUUUGAGCGCGAGCUGAAGUUGUCGCAUGGAGAGAGCGCAGAACUUUCAUCUCAUCUUUGUUUUGGUUUGUGUCUAAACUCCGCUGACGGUUCGCGUAAACAGUGCCGACGAGGAUUUAAUGUCAGUUUGGUGAAGUGAUCAGGACGCCUGAGAUCGGACAUGGAUAACAAACCUCUUCUUCAGGACAGACCUCCAGCGUAUAACGCGGUCCCGGGAACGUAUGAGUACGGCGCGAUCCCCGCGGCCGCUCCACCCGCGGCGGGCUUUCAGCCUCCACCAGCGGCGGGCUUUCAGCCUCCACCAGCUCCGCCGCCCUAUCAAGGUUUUCCAGCAUCAUCACCAGGUUAUCCCGCAAUGCCUGGUCACCCUGCUGGAGUAGCAGCUCAGCCAGCCUACACCAGCACCUACACCAUCGUCCAACCGUCUGUGGUGGUGGUGGGCGGAUGUCCGGCAUGCAGGGUCGGUGUGCUGGAGGAUGAUUUCACCUGUUUGGGAAUCAUGUGUGCCAUAUUCUUCUUUCCUCUGGGAAUUCUCUUCUGCCUGGCCCUGCGUCAGAGAAGAUGUCCAAACUGUGGAGCCACAUUUGGCUAGAGGGACCAAAACCCUGUCGUUUUUUGUUUUAGUCCAGUUUUAAGUCAUUUGUAAUCACUGCACAUCAAUAAUGCCAAAUGUCGCUUACAUACAGUACUAUGAUAAUCGAAAGAUCGCAUAAGUAGCCAAGAUGGAAGUUAUUCAUAUUUUUAAUUUUGACAUGCCUCGCAAGCACUAUUUGCUGAUUUUUGUUGUUUUAUAUAAACUUUUGUCAUUUAUUCACUAGUGCCUUUAUGAUGGCAAAGAAACCAUAAACUGAACGAGCGUGGACUCGCUGACUGUAACGUGCUCUUCAAUCAUCUGUCAAAAUGCGUCACAUUUAUCUUCUCGACUAUUUAUCUUUGUGAUUUAUUUCGGUACACACAGCGAUAUUUUUGUAUAUCUUGGAUUUUUCUUGAUGAGGUCUGUUAUAUGGGGGCCAUGUUUUCCUUGUACUGCACUGAUUAUCAAUGUCCAGGUCUUCUGAAAGUUGUGCAGUUGUUUUACUCCGUCAGGUUGAAAACGGACCUGCAAUAACCAGGAUAGUUGGCACGUAAAAUAUAUGUCACCCAAGACACGCUGUUACUUUUGACUCUUGACAAUGAAAUCGUUUUUCUUCCAGUGAUUGACAAUCAGUCUUGAGCGUGUCUUUACCAUCAUGUUAUUUGUGAUGUAUGUUCAGUCAUACUGUAUGUGCAUGCUGUUAUAAUCGCCUCUAACUUUUAUACAUUAUAAGAUUGUAAGUAAAUCCUACAA